AAUCCACACGGAAGUAGUCUAUUUUUCCUUUUUUUAAAUUUAAUUUAACGGGAUAGCAAGUCGACCAGAGUAUUUUUCUGUCUUGGCCAUGUUUAUUUAAAUUAAAAUGCUAUUUAAUGGUGCUCGGAGCGUCAUCAUGUGUAUAAUGCGGAUGUUAGCGGCUGUCCGGGUACGGUGGACGGACGACAGGAUGUGAAGGGGCCAAAGAAAGAAAGACGCAUUUUGGUGCUGCUUUGAUUUGACACUUUGUCAGGGCGGACGAGAAGUCAGCAACUAAACACUUUUCCCCUUUUAUGUCUUCAAAACGGUACAAAAAUCGCACUUAAGGCUCCUGGUUAGCAUGGCCUCGUCCUGGUUGAAGUACUUCUCCCUGGGCGUGUUGGUUUUCCAGACCACGUCACUGGUGCUCAUCAUGCGUUACUCGCGUACCCUGCAGGCGGAGGGCCCGCGCUACCUGGCUUCCUCGGCCGUGGUGGUGGCCGAGGUCAUGAAGAUCGUCAUCUCCAUGUUGCUCGUCUUCCGAGACCACAGUUACAGCGUGCGAGCGUUCAACAGCAUCCUUCGGCAGGAGAUCGCCAACAAGCCGCUGGAGACUCUGAAGCUGGUCAUCCCCUCGGCCAUCUACACACUGCAGAACAACCUGCUUUACGUGGCCCUGUCCAACCUGGACGCCGCUACCUACCAGCUGACGUAUCAGCUCAAGAUCCUCACCACGGCUCUGUUCUCCGUGUCCAUGCUGGGGCGUCGGCUGGGCGUCUACCAGUGGCUCUCAUUGCUUAUCCUCAUGGCCGGGGUGGCUCUUGUGCAGUGGCCGACUGAAUCCUCGGUGGUGCCGGAAAAAGCGUCCGUCUCGACCGGUUCCCAAUUUGUGGGCGUGAUGGCCGUCCUGGUGGCGUGCUGCUCCAGCGGCUUCGCCGGCGUCUACUUUGAGAAGAUCCUGAAGGAGAGCAAACAAAGCGUCUGGAUCCGCAACAUCCAGCUGGGGAUGUUCUGCCUGUUGUUCGGAUUUUUCGGGAUGCUCAGCGUCGAUGGAGAUAAAGUGUUUGAGUCGGGAAUGUUCCAGGGGUACAACAAGGUCACCUGCGCCGUGGUUACAUUACAGGCGCUGGGGGGUCUAGUCGUCGCAGCGGUCAUCAAGUACGCCGACAAUAUCCUGAAAGGUUUCGCGACGUCGCUUUCCAUCAUCGUCUCCACACUCAUUUCCUACUUUUGGCUGCAGGAUUUCGACCCCACUGGCGUCUUCUUCCUGGGAGCCGUACUCGUCAUUGUCGCUACAUUCCUCUACGGCUACGAAGGCAAGGCGGCGCCCAACCCCAGCAGGGCGUGAGAUGGACGUCGGACCAAAAGGAGGCUAGGGAAAGAAAAAGAAAGCUCUUUAGGAAUUGGAUACAAGUCUAAAAAAGGUCAAGCACAAUUGCUGGUUACACCCAAAGUGCCUCAGGUGGGGGGAAUGAGAAUUUUUUUGCAUAAUUGUUCGUCUGUAGAGAUAAAGUCUUCACGUGACGUUUGCUGACUGUGUUAGACUUCUAAUUACCAAAUACAAAAUAAUUUAUAGUAGAUCUUUAAUUUCCGUAUAAUUCAGUCAAAAGGGCUUGUUUUUUGUACAGAAAAAACCCAAACAAUUACGUGACGCUCAUCCUGUCGAAAAUCUAACCUUCAAAAUAAAAGCACACCGUUUAUUAACACAGUUUGAAUACUUUAGUUUAAAUUAUGACGACUAAAUAAUCCCCCGUGUUGAUAGAAAAACUAGUGAAAUAAACAAAUCGGAAAUGCUUUUAUUUUGAAGGCCAGUCUUUUGUCAGGAUGCGUUGCGCCAAUAUCAAACUCGGCUUGUUACUGCAAGAGUUGUUCGUGAAAACUUGAAUUGUGGAGUAGGCCGUAAUUCAUCGUCGGCCAUGGACAGCGAUAGACGUCCAAUCCAUUUCAACAGACGAUGCUUCUCCAAGAAAAAAAACAAAAACAAUCUUUGCCCCUUGUGUGGCUAUUUUGAGGAGCAUUGUUACUCGGCAACCAUUGGUCCAAUCUACUCUACUUUGAAACACUGAGAAGUUAUUACAUAGAAGUUAUUACUAAGAGUCGUUAACAGUGGAUGUAAAUAAUGGGAUGUUAGCCUAAGCAGAUGAAUUGAAAUCACCGAUUUCCCUGACUCAUGUAAUUUAUUGUCAAUGUUGCAGUUGCAAAUUGUGGUCCUUUUUUUUUUAAAUUGCUGGUCAGAGAUUUAAAAGGUUUUAUUUUCAGAGCCUUGUCUAAUUGUAUCAUUUGACUAUUAUUAUGAUGUUUAUUUGUGGGGGAUGGGUACAUUCUUGUCUCGAUUACUACAAAGAGAAUCUUUUUAUAAAGUUGGGAAACUUGUACGCGUGCUUGUGGUGAUUUAUGUUGAGAAAACCAUUCAAACGCUGCAACCGGAGUAAAAAACAAAAAAACAACUAAAGUA
This is a messenger RNA of Corythoichthys intestinalis (scribbled pipefish), 2434 nucleotides long. RefSeq names its product solute carrier family 35 member A3a (gene slc35a3a). The coding region runs from base 341 to 1327 and encodes 328 amino acids. Gene Ontology annotation, molecular function: UDP-galactose transmembrane transporter activity. Gene Ontology annotation, biological process: pyrimidine nucleotide-sugar transmembrane transport. The transcript is spliced from 8 exons. Gene Ontology annotation, cellular component: Golgi membrane. NCBI's taxonomy places the organism in Eukaryota, Metazoa, Chordata, Actinopteri, Syngnathiformes, Syngnathidae. The record is from RefSeq and is a predicted model, not a curated record.